Neltuma alba is the source of this 1434-nucleotide messenger RNA. RefSeq lists its product as uncharacterized. Lineage: Eukaryota; Viridiplantae; Streptophyta; Magnoliopsida; Fabales; Fabaceae. The transcript has 11 exons. The annotation marks the transcript as partial. The record is from RefSeq and is a predicted model, not a curated record.
AUUGAAAAUACUGAUGAAACUUUGAAUUUACAGGUUAGCAGCCUUCGUCAGGAAUUGCAACUUCUUGCUAGAGAUAGAACAAUCACCAUUGUAAAUGCCAGUGGAUCAGUUUCUGGUGCAGGAAAAUAUGGUACAGUAAUUAUUAUUGUGGUGGUGGGAUAUGGCUACAUUUGGUGGAAGGGAUGGAAACUUCCUGAUUUGAUGUUUGCAACAAGGCGUAGUUUAUCUGAUGCUAGCACAAGUAUAGGCAAUCAGCUGGGGAAGGUUUAUGAAUCAAUUGAGGAGGCCAAGAAGAAGUUAUCUGCAAGAAUAAAUCGCCUGGAUAGCAGUCUAGAUGAGUGUGCUGCUCUAACUGAAAAUACAAGGGUGGAGAUCUCUGAAAUACAACGGGAAACAGAUACUAUAUGUGGGGAUUUUUCACAUGUUCGCGUUGCCGUCCGUGUUCUGGAAUCUAAAAUAAAAGAAAUAGAAGGGAAGCAGGCAUCCACAACCGACAGAGUAACUGAAUUGUGUCAAUUUGCCAUGAAAUUGGAGAAUGGCAAACCCACAGAGCGCAUUCAGGCAUCUUCCUCCAGUUCUUCCAGGCCAGCUCUUGAUUUACCACCUGUUUCACCCAGCUCCAGGGUAUUACCAUCAAGUUCUUUAAGGCUAUCUUUAGAGCAACCAUCUGUCACACCCUUAUCAAGGACUGGGUCCUUGCCUCCAAAUUUGUCAACCGAUCCAAUAUCUCCCUCAUAUUCUGCGGGACGAUGCCAGGAGAGCAAUGGAAUUUCAGACGCAAUUAAUUCCCCUAGCAGUGCUGCGGGUUCUAAUGGGAUCCUUCCUAAAGAGGACAAAGCCCCUGUUGGUUCAGGUUAUGGCUUGCUUGGGCGAUUUCUUACAAGAACGCGUAGUGCUACAGAUUCAGCAUCACAAUUUACUCGUUCCAAUGCUUAAUAACCCUGGUUUUCUUCUAAGUUGGUCAAUACCAAUAUAUCCUGUAGACCAAUGGACCUUGCCCUGGGUGGAAUGUCUCCGCCAAUUGGUGAGGUUUCUCAGAGGUUUCCUAUUUAGGUUCUGCCCAUUAAGGUCUGAUAAAAAAUGACUGGGCAGUGAUUUUUGUAGAGAAUUCAUAAUUUACUGUUUUAGUUGGAUUAAAUUAAAAUCAUUAGUUAGUCGGAUACUUGUUGGUGACUUUUGGAAGAGCAACGGAAGAUUAAGUGGCCGUUGAACUGUUACAGACUCGUUUAUUCACCAUACCCAUUAUCAAUAGAGUGCAAGUUUGAACGAACUGUUUGGAGGGUUCCCCACCAUUUUGGUUAUAUAUAUUCUGAAUCUACUUUUUAGGUACGGGCUGGGAUAAACCUGCUAAAAAGUCCCAUUGUAAUGGGCAUGUGCUGUUGUUAUCUAGCAGUUAUGCAAUAAAGUAAUCCAUCUUUGGAUCCCUGUUUACUA